Molecule: messenger RNA, 996 nt
Organism: Cooperia oncophora
Lineage: Eukaryota; Metazoa; Nematoda; Chromadorea; Rhabditida; Trichostrongylidae
Source: the annotation of a GenBank genome assembly
AUGACCAUCUGGUCGCCAGUUCUCCUGCUCCUAGCCCUAAGGGCUUCUGUUACUUCUGCUGUUAACACGGGCUUAUCGCCUCAUCUACAACCUAUCAGUUAUGAUCUGACGGUGAAAAUACCAGAUCCUCUGGUUUCCGAGGGCUUCAGCGCCUCUCUUGUUAUGCACUUUGAACUCACCGCCACAUCGUCGAACGUCACUCUUCAUGCUAAGAAUCUUCAUUCAUUGAGCAAAGUGUCCAUGGUUUCUGCCAACAGCUCCUAUGAGCCGGUCCUUAUAAGGACCUUGCUUCUUCAAGAGACUGUCGAAUUCACCUUCCUACAGCCAUUGCCCACCGGGCAGUACUUGCUCACUAUUGGCGAGUACAACGGCCAUUUCACCGAUGGCUCUACAGGAGUGAUUCAACGGGAUCAGAAACUCUUCAGCACUCAUCUUCAACCGAAUUUUGCCCGACAACUGAUGCCAUGCGUUGAUCAUCCAUCGGUGAAAGCUGUCUUCAGAAUUGCUGUCAUCCAUAAAACUGGUACACAAGCUCAGUCAAACACGAUUGCUACAGAUGUGACUGUGGUGAAUUCCACAUGGCAGAAGACAGUCUUCGCUCCAACACCAUCACUUCCAGCUUAUUUGGUCACUUUUUCGGUCAUGCCACCCCACUACCAAGAGCUUGAGCGUCAGACGUCGUUCGGCGUUACGGUUCGCGUCCACGCGGCGACAAUCGCGACAGCGCGACGUGUUCUCGACACCGCUAUCGCCUCGUUCGAAUUACUAGCAGAUAUCAUGGAAAUUCCUCUACCGUUAAAUAAGGUCGACUUCAUUAUGGUGCCGCAUUACGACGGUGGCAUGGAGAACUGGGGCCAUGUUCUCCUAUCUGAGAACCUGGCUGCAUCUGGUGAUGACGCUCAUCUCUCCUAUAUCAUCGCCCACGAACUCGCCCACCACUGGAUUGGUGAUAAGGCAACGGUGAACAGUUGGCGAUGGAUUUGCCUGCAGGUAUGA